Molecule: messenger RNA, 1809 nt
Organism: Insectozyma verbasci
Lineage: Eukaryota; Fungi; Ascomycota; Pichiomycetes; Serinales; Debaryomycetaceae
Source: the annotation of a GenBank genome assembly
AUGAGUGUUGAAGAAUUAUCAAUUGGUAAUGAAUUAAAAGAUUCUUAUAAAAUAACUAAUCAAUGGAUUAGUAACAAUAAUAAUUGGUUAUCUGAUAUUGAUGAAUUUUAUAGAGAAAGGUCAAAUUUAGAAAAAGAAUAUGCUACUAAAUUAAAAGAAUUGACAAGGAAAUAUUUUGAAAAGAAAUCAAAAAUAUCAAGCAAUUUAUCAGUCGGUGAUGAACCACAAAUAACUCCAGGAUCAUUAGAAAAUGCAAGUUUAGUUAUGUGGAACGAGUUGUUAACUCAAACUGAAUUAAUUAGUGAAGAAAAAUUAUCAUUAUCAAAAGAGUUUCAACUGAAAAUUUCAUCAAAUAUAAUAUCAUUAAAGAGUAAAAAUGAAAAGAUUCAAAGACAAAUUAUAAAUAUUAAUGAGUAUUUAAAUUCUGAAAAAUCAAAAACUGAAGAUGAAGUAAAUAAAGCUAAAAAACAAUAUGAUUUACUAUGUCAACAUACUGAAUCUGCUAGAGAAAAGAAUGAAAAAUCACCACUGGACAAACAUGCAAGAAAAUUGACUGAAAAAGAGGUUGAGAUGAAUAUUGGUAAAAAUGAUUACUUGAUAAAGAUUAAUAUUGCAAAUAGAUUAAAAGAUAAAUAUUAUUAUCAAGAUUGUCCUGAAAUUUUAGAUUAUUUACAAGAAUUGAAUGAAUCGAGAACAUUAUUACUCAACAAAAUUUUGAAGAAUGCUUCAAUUAUAGAGAGAAACUCAUUAGACAAAGUUAAAGAAAAAUUAUUUGGUAUUGAUAAAGUUAUUGAUCAAAAUGAUCCAAAAUUAGAUAGUGCAAUGUUUGUUAAACAUAAUUUACAAGAUUGGAAAGAACCACAAGAUUUCUACUUUAUUCCUAGUUCUAUAUGGCAUGAUGAUGAAACUUUAAUUAUUAAAGAACCUGAAUUAACUGAUUUGAAAAAAAGAUUAGCUAUAGCUUCUUCGAAUUAUAGUAAUUUGGAAAAUGAUGUAAUUGAAACAAAACAGAAAUUGGAAGAAAGUGUGCAGAAAAGGCAUGAUGCUUUAAGUAAUAUUACAUUAUCAUUUGAUUCUAAUCUACAAUCAUCAUUAUUAAUAUUAGAACGAUUCUUUAAAGAAGAAUCCAAACGAGUUAAAAAUGAAGUUGAAAUUGAGAUUAUUCAGAAUUAUGCCGGUGAUCAAGAUUUAAGUUAUUCAGGUCCUACAACUACCAAAAAAUCAAGGUUUGGAUUUUUAAAAUCUAAAAAGAAAGGUGAAUCCGUGGUACUGAAUAAUGGUAUAACUAGAGUUAAAACAAAUAAUUCUAUAGGAAGUGGAGUAUUCAAUCUUAGAAAAUUGAAAAGUGCUACUUCUUCACAUCUAUCACCACAUUCUACAACUAUUCAAGGAAAAGCAUUAUAUGCUUAUCAAGCACAAGGUUCAGAUGAAACUUCAAUUUCACCUGGAGAACAGUUUCAAGUUAUUGAAGAAGAUGAUGGGUCUGGUUGGACAAUGAUUAAUUCCUCACAAGGUCAAGGUUUAGUACCCACAUCAUAUCUUGAAAUUGUAUCACGACCAAUGGAAGAAAAUAAUAAUAGUACACCCAAAAAGAAAGGACCGGCUGUUGCACCAAGACGAGGAGCUAGAAAAAUACAAUAUUUGGAAGCUUUAUAUGAUUAUAUAGCCGAUGGUGAUGAUGAAUUAAGUAUACAUCAAGGAGAUAAAAUAAUAUUAAUUCAAGAUGAUACAGAAGGAAGUGGGUGGACAGAAGGUGAAUUAAAUGGAAUAAAAGGAAUGUUUCCAUCGAGUUACGUAAAGAAAAUAUAA